Capsicum annuum is the source of this 1140-nucleotide messenger RNA. RefSeq lists its product as uncharacterized. The record is from RefSeq and is a predicted model, not a curated record. The coding region runs from base 282 to 953 and encodes 223 amino acids. Lineage: Eukaryota; Viridiplantae; Streptophyta; Magnoliopsida; Solanales; Solanaceae. Gene Ontology annotation, molecular function: DNA-binding transcription factor activity. The transcript has a single exon.
GAGAAAAGUGAAAAUGGUAAAGCCUAAGGUGCAGAGGUGUACACUUGAACAACUGUACGUACUAAUAAAGAGACAAAAUUGGUAAACAGGCAGUGGAGCUGAUACAUACAUACAAACAAAAUUGGAGUGGCACUCUCCCUCUGCCAAGUUUGUCACCAUAUGAGUAGUACUACUAAUACUCACUCUACUCCUCCUCCUCCUGUGUGUAUAUAUAUAUAUAUACACACACAUAUUCCUUUUCUUCUUCCUUGAGCAAAAUCGAUCAAGCUAAGGCCUCAUUAAUGGCGGAUCCCAGCCAACAGCAACUUGUUUACGAUUUCUGGAACCAACUGCAGUCUUCUAAUUCCUCCACCACAGAUAUGGUGGAUCCAUCAUCAUCCAUCAUCCCUAUCCCUAAACCAAAACCUAAAGUGCCAUCUGCAUCUUCUAGAAUGUUCUCUUGUCUCUACUGUUCUCGCAAGUUUUGCACUUCUCAAGCACUUGGAGGACACCAGAAUGCUCACAAGCGUGAAAGAGCCGCUUCUCGCCGCAAUAUGUUCUCCACCCCCACCACUGCUGCUGCUGCGACCGACCACACCAACAACAAUAUGGUCCGACUCCAUUUUCUUCAGAACAACGACAAUAUGGACCCCUCUUCUCUCAUCAUGCCUCAACAAAACAUCAUCAUCCACGACGACGCUGCUGCAGCGAACACUUAUGGGAACCCCAACUACAACAUGAUGAUGACUGGCAAUGCUAAUUACUGCUGCUUCCAACAGACACCUCCAAACGUUAACAACUUUAACCCCUUCUCGUCUUCUUCAUCUUCUCAUGAUGGUUUUUACACUCCACCAGAUCUUGGGCAUCAUGUGUAUUUUGCUACUGCUGAUGGUGAUGCUGCUCCGUCAACUCCUCAGGAUUUGUCCACCAUUGAUGAACGCCAACUGAAUCUCGACCUUACCCUUCGUCUGUAGAUGAACUCUUUCUUGUUAUUUCUCCCAAAUUUUCAGCGUCUUGGAUAGAUCAUAGCCACUUACACUACGUUUUCAGUCGUCAGAUCUAAUGUAUGUUUUAAUUGCUAGCUACUAAACUAGAGUUUUCUGGUUUAAUACUGCUUUGGAUUUUACUUAAUUCAUAGAGUCUGCUCAGCUUUGAUCUUUU